ACUGAUGCAGCGACAGUAACAACACGUUUCUGAUAAAAACUUUAUAUGUCAAACAGCCAAAGUGUCCUUACAAUAAAAAUAAUAUAUUCUUAAUUCCAAACACUGCCUAUUCUUUUCUAGCCGAAUGAUAAAUCUCUGAAAUGCCGUUUCUCAACAUUUGUUUUCGAUUUAAGAAGCAAAGUGUGGUAGGCUACCUAGAUGUUCCUUAACGACAUUCGCUCCUGUCUGCUUCUGGUUUGUAUGGGAUCGUUAUUUACCAUAGGCGGCGCAAUAUCAUGCAAUUAUUGUAAUUUGAAAGACUAUGGGAAGGGGGAGUAUUUACAGAUGUGCCCUUAUUACUCCAGCAACAAGCAGGCAAAUGCUGAUCGCAUCACUUCAAAGCAGUGCCCAACAAACUUUAAAUGCAUCACGUACAAAUAUCGGGGUGACGAAGAGGACGGCAGCAAGUACCAAACAAUAAUUUUCGAUUGCGUUUAUUAUAACCAAACUUGUGAGAAUCUGAAACUGGACUUAAAAUUAAACAACCAAAUGUUAAUAUCGUGUCAGAUUUGUGGUCAACAUGACUGCAACAAACCUAAUGCAAGCAUGGUGGACACACUCAGCGAUUUGGAGAGCCCAUCUGACUUCCCUGAUCCACCCGGAAGUGGGACGAAGCUAUCGUCCACUCUAUGGUUUUUCCUGUGUAUUCCGGCUAUGUGUCAAUAUUUUGUUGUUUCUUUUUAUUAUUGUGGCGUACUCUACAUCCUAAAUUUAAGUGGUCCAGUUGCGAGUAUGCACUGUUAUAUUUGAUCCAUUUUAUUUUAUAUCAUGGGGAUAAUUUUUGGUCUCCAAGUUCUUUUAAUCUAAGUAAGCGUUAUUUGCAAAGCACAAAGCAUUCAAGUUUUAUAAAAUAAGCAUGUUGUUAUGCACCGGUCAACGGAUGAUGCACGUUCGCUUCCUGUACCAAUAUAAUCAUGAUGUGCAGCCACAGUCAAAAAGCGUAGGUAGAGGGCUGAUUAACUGCAGAUAUGCCACAUUUCUCGGAACUUUUGAGUACUCAUAGCGUAUACAACCAGUUUUACCUUCUUUCGGACUUCAGAGAACUAUUUCCCAAAUCAAACUUCUAAAGGUCAGUUCUGAAGUAGCGAAAGGUCACGGGCAUGUUAUGUAAUAAAUCAACAGAGUUGCUACGGAGUGUACACAUUCGGAGAAUUAAACAGCAAUGUUUGGGGCAAGCUGACGUAAAAUCAGGAGCUGACGACAACUGAUUUGGUUGUCACAAGUAUGUGGAAGCUUUUAAAACAAAUGCAAAUUUGUCUGAUAUUCAUAACCGUCAUAAGUUUCGCCACCGGACAGGAUGUCGUCGGACCGCCACAAUGUCCACCGGACUAUGUAGGGGAUCCUGCCACAAACCGAUGUUAUGGUUUCCAGAACGGGGCCCCGAAAAACGAUCGUACAUGGGCGGAAGCCCAAAAAGCCUGUCGAGAGAUUGGAGGAGAUCUGGCCAUGAUGGAGCGCGAUCCCCAGGCUGCGCUGAGAUAUAUACGGAAGAAAGGUAUCGGAAAGGGAAUAAAUUAUGUGUGGGUUGGCUCCAACGAUGCCGCGCAAAGGAACGCAUUUACUUGGUUGAGUGGAGCACCAGUUAAUCAAAAAGGAAUUUUGAAAUUUAAGGAUACAUUUCCAACGCCUCACGAAAAACCUAACUGCAUAUUUUUUGAAUUUUCAUCGAAAGCAGAAGAAAUUUACAUUCAAAAUGCACCAUGUAAGAAGGACAAAAUGAGCUUUGUCUGCCAGAUGCCAAUGUUCAUUCCGGGUCAAGGAGGAACUUAUCCAACGGACAAAGGUGGCGACGACAAGAACAAACCCAAACCGGUAGUCUCCAGUGCUGGCGAAAUUGCUGCGAUAAUGCCGGAAACGGCCGGGGCCGCGAAAAUUGUGGCGGUCAGCGCCGAUAAACUCGUGCAAGCGAGAAGUGAGCUCAUAGCGCAAAUGUUUGGAGCCCCCAUUCUGAGUGAAGAUGAAAUGGAGAAACUUUUGCCUCGAGGUCUCUUGGCGGCAAAUAUCAGCGACGGCGCUUUGAAUUCAGCGCGGGCGCUGUUAACCGAAAUGACCGGCGACUAUAUGCAGAAGUACAGGAAGAACAAUGUUACCGAAGUAGCCAAAACGUUAACCGCGUAUUUGCUGGAGAAAGGUCGUUCAAUUCGGUGCACUUAUGGGGUUAACGAAAAGCAGCGCCAAGUGGAAUGCAUCGCCGCCACGACCGGCAUAAUUGACAGCUGCAUUAAGGCCACAUCAGUUGAUGGAACCAUUGUCAGAGACUGCGGUCUCCCUGGCAUGAAAUUAUCUGGAUGCCACACCACCAUUCAGGGUGUCGUGUGUUUGUGCAAUCAUGACCUUUGCAAUUUCGCUGCGAGGAAAUUGUUUUCUGGCCCUCUGCUGAUAGGAUCUUUUGCUGUAGCCAUCAAACGUUACUUUUACUUGAUCAUGUAAAACAUUUACUUGUUCUUUAUACAGAUAAAGUUUUAUUUUGCCAUUAAUUGAAACGACUGAUUACAUACAGCCUUUACUCACAAUUUCUCAUUUUUGGAUCUUAUUGGCCUUUUUAUCUUUUAAAUUUUGUUUUCGAUGUUUUGCUCCUGCCAGAGUAAUUUGAAAGAAUUAAAAUCAGCAG
Messenger RNA from Paramacrobiotus metropolitanus, 2650 nucleotides. RefSeq lists its product as uncharacterized. Bases 1264 to 2469 code for a protein of 401 amino acids. NCBI's taxonomy places the organism in Eukaryota, Metazoa, Tardigrada, Eutardigrada, Parachela, Macrobiotidae. The transcript is spliced from 6 exons. The record is from RefSeq and is a predicted model, not a curated record.